Molecule: messenger RNA, 5166 nt
Organism: Vombatus ursinus (common wombat)
Lineage: Eukaryota; Metazoa; Chordata; Mammalia; Diprotodontia; Vombatidae
Gene: TRPM3
Product: transient receptor potential cation channel subfamily M member 3
Biological process (GO): protein tetramerization; monoatomic cation transmembrane transport
Cellular component (GO): membrane
Molecular function (GO): monoatomic cation channel activity
Source: RefSeq, a predicted model, not a curated record
AUGUCAGAACUGUGGGGCACCCUGGGUUUUCUAAGCAUGCAGGUGGACAGCUCCUUUUUUUCCUGGUGGAAUUGGGAAAGAGUCAUGAAUCAAACUGAUGCUCAUCGCCCACUAAACUGGACCAUUAGGAAGCUGUGCCAUGCCGCUUUUCUCCCAUCUGUCAGGCUUCUUAAGGCUCAGAAGUCCUGGAUAGAAAGAGCAUUUUAUAAGCGAGAAUGUGUUCACAUCAUACCCAGCACCAAAGACCCCCAUAGGUGUUGCUGUGGGCGUCUGAUAGGCCAGCAUGUCGGACUCACACCAAGUAUCUCUGUUAUUCAGAAUGAGAAAAAUGAAAGCCGACUCUCUCGAAAUGACAUCCAGUCUGAGAAAUGGUCCAUCAGCAAGCACACCCAGCUCAGCCCAACAGAUGCUUUUGGGACAAUUGAGUUCCAAGGAGGAGGCCACUCCAAUAAGGCCAUGUAUGUGCGGGUGUCCUUUGACACAAAACCUGAUCUCCUUCUACACCUGAUGACCAAGGAAUGGCAGCUUGAGCUCCCCAAACUCCUCAUCUCUGUUCAUGGAGGCCUCCAGAACUUUGAACUCCAGCCAAAACUCAAGCAAGUCUUUGGAAAAGGUCUCAUCAAGGCAGCCAUGACCACUGGAGCAUGGAUUUUCACAGGAGGGGUUAACACAGGAGUUAUUCGGCACGUUGGAGAUGCUUUAAAGGAUCAUGCAUCAAAAUCUCGAGGGAAGAUAUGUACCAUAGGUAUUGCUCCCUGGGGAAUUGUAGAAAACCAGGAGGACCUGAUUGGUAAAGAUGUGGUCCGGCCAUACCAAACCAUGUCCAAUCCCAUGAGUAAACUCACAGUUCUUAAUAGUAUGCAUUCCCAUUUCAUUUUGGCUGAUAAUGGGACUACAGGAAAAUAUGGAGCAGAGGUGAAACUGCGGAGGCAGCUGGAAAAGCAUAUUUCACUUCAGAAGAUAAACACAAGAAUCGGCCAAGGAGUUCCUGUCGUGGCCCUCAUCGUGGAAGGAGGACCAAAUGUAAUCUCCAUUGUUUUGGAGUAUCUUCGAGACACUCCUCCAGUUCCUGUUGUCGUAUGUGAUGGGAGUGGACGGGCAUCUGACAUCCUGGCAUUUGGGCAUAAAUAUUCAGAAGAAGGCGGCCUCAUUAACGAAUCUUUGAGGGACCAAUUGCUAGUUACCAUCCAGAAAACGUUCACCUAUACUCGAACUCAAGCUCAGCAUCUUUUCAUAAUACUGAUGGAGUGCAUGAAGAAGAAGGAAUUGAUUACCGUAUUUCGAAUGGGAUCAGAAGGGCAUCAGGACAUUGAUUUAGCAAUCCUGACAGCUUUACUCAAAGGAGCUAACGCCUCAGCCCCAGACCAACUGAGCUUAGCAUUAGCCUGGAACAGAGUAGACAUCGCUAGAAGCCAGAUCUUUAUUUAUGGGCAACAGUGGCCGGUGGGGUCCCUGGAGCAAGCAAUGCUGGAUGCCCUAGUGCUGGACAGAGUGGAUUUUGUGAAAUUGCUCAUAGAGAAUGGAGUAAGCAUGCAUCGUUUUCUCACCAUCUCCAGACUAGAGGAAUUGUACAAUACGAGACAUGGACCAUCCAAUACGUUGUACCAUUUGGUCAGGGAUGUCAAAAAGCGAGAAUAUCCAGGUUUCGGUUGGAUCUAUUUUAAGGGGAACCUGCCACCAGAUUACCGGAUAAGUUUAAUCGACAUCGGCCUUGUGAUUGAAUACCUGAUGGGAGGAGCUUAUCGCUGCAACUAUACUCGAAAACGGUUCCGGACUCUCUACCAUAAUCUGUUUGGACCCAAGAGGCCUAAAGCCUUGAAACUUCUAGGAAUGGAGGAUGAUGUUCCCUUAAGAAGAGGAAGAAAGACCACCAAAAAGAGAGAAGAAGAGGUUGACAUUGAUUUGGAUGACCCUGAGAUCAACCACUUCCCUUUCCCUUUCCAUGAGCUCAUGGUAUGGGCUGUCCUGAUGAAGCGGCAAAAGAUGGCCUUAUUCUUCUGGCAGCAUGGGGAAGAGGCCAUGGCCAAAGCACUGGUAGCCUGUAAGCUGUGCAAAGCUAUGGCUCAUGAGGCAUCAGAAAAUGACAUGGUGGAUGACAUCUCCCAGGAGCUGAACCACAACUCCAGGGACUUCGGACAGUUGGCUGUGGAGCUGUUGGACCAGUCCUACAAGCAGGAUGAACAGCUGGCAAUGAAAUUGCUGACCUACGAGCUGAAGAACUGGAGUAAUGCCACAUGCCUGCAGCUUGCGGUAGCUGCCAAGCACCGAGACUUCAUUGCUCACACCUGCAGCCAGAUGCUGCUGACGGAUAUGUGGAUGGGCCGGCUCCGGAUGAGAAAGAAUUCAGGUCUCAAGGUAAUUCUAGGAAUUCUACUUCCUCCUUCAAUUCUCAGCUUGGAGUUCAAGAACAAAGAUGAUAUGCCUUACAUGUCUCAGGCCCAUGAGAUCCACCUUCAAGAGAAGGAGCCUGAGGAACCCGAGAGGGCUGUGAAGGAAAAAGAUGAAGAGGACAUGGAGCUAACAGCAAUGCUGGGUCGAAGCAACGGGGAAUCAUCAAGGAAGAAGGAUGAAGAAGAAGUUCAGAGCAGGCAGAGAUUAAUCCCCCUUGGAAGAAAAAUAUAUGAAUUCUACAAUGCACCUAUUGUGAAGUUUUGGUUCUACACCCUGGCAUACAUUGGGUACCUGAUGCUCUUCAACUACAUAGUGUUAGUGAAGAUGGAACGCUGGCCUUCCACCCAGGAAUGGAUAGUCAUUUCCUAUAUAUUCACAUUGGGAAUAGAGAAGAUGAGAGAGAUUUUGAUGUCAGAGCCUGGAAAGCUAUUACAAAAGGUGAAAGUAUGGCUUCAAGAGUACUGGAACGUCACAGACCUCAUAGCCAUCCUCCUGUUUUCUGUUGGGAUGAUCCUUCGUCUACAAGAUCAGCCAUUCAGAAGCGAUGGGAGGGUCAUAUACUGUGUUAAUAUCAUUUACUGGUACAUCCGCUUGUUAGACAUUUUCGGCGUGAACAAAUACUUGGGCCCUUACGUUAUGAUGAUUGGGAAAAUGAUGAUAGACAUGAUGUACUUUGUCAUCAUUAUGCUGGUGGUAUUGAUGAGUUUUGGGGUGGCUAGGCAAGCCAUCCUCUUCCCCAAUGAGGAGCCUUCGUGGAAGCUGGCCAAGAAUAUUUUCUACAUGCCCUACUGGAUGAUUUAUGGGGAAGUGUUUGCAGACCAGAUAGACCCUCCCUGUGGACAAAACGAAACCCGAGAGGAUGGCAAAAUAAUCCAGUUGCCUCCCUGCAAAACAGGAGCCUGGAUUGUGCCAGCCAUCAUGGCCUGUUACCUCUUAGUGGCAAAUAUCCUGCUGGUCAACCUUCUUAUUGCUGUCUUUAACAACACAUUUUUCGAAGUUAAAUCUAUAUCCAAUCAAGUAUGGAAGUUUCAGAGGUAUCAGCUGAUCAUGACAUUUCAUGAAAGACCCGUCCUGCCACCACCCCUAAUUAUUUUCAGCCACAUGACCAUGAUAUUCCAGCAUCUUUGCUGUCGAUGGCGGAAACAUGAGAGUGACCCAGAUGAAAGAGACUACGGUUUAAAACUUUUCAUAACAGAUGAUGAGCUCAAGAAAGUCCAUGACUUUGAGGAGCAGUGCAUAGAGGAAUAUUUUAGAGAAAAGGAUGACAGAUUUAAUUCUUCUAAUGAUGAAAGGAUACGAGUGACAUCAGAAAGGGUGGAGAACAUGUCCAUGCGCCUCGAGGAAGUGAAUGAGCGAGAACACUGCAUGAAGGCAUCCCUCCAAACAGUAGAUAUCCGGCUCGCUCAGCUGGAGGACAUGAUAGGACGCAUGGCCACGGCGCUGGAGCGGCUUACUGGUCUGGAAAGGGCAGAGUCCAAUAAGAUUCGCUCCCGGACCUCCUCCGACUGUACAGACGCUGCCUACAUUGUUCGCCAGAGCAGCUUCAACAGCCAGGAAGGGAACACCUACAAGCUCCAAGAAAGUCUCGACCCUGCAGGUGAGGAGUCAAUGUCCCCAACCUCUCCAACCUUAAUGCCCCGUAUGCGAAGUCAUUCUUUCUAUUCCAUGAAUAUAAAAGACAAAAGUGGUAUAGAAAAGUUGGAAAGUAUUUUUAAAGAAAGGUCCCUGAGUCUACACCGAGCCACUAGCUCCCACUCAAUAUCAAAAGAAACCAAGGCUGCUCCAGCCCCUGUAAGUACUUUGGCAAUCAUCCCCGAUUCCAGAAGACCAUCAUCUUGUAUUGACAUCUAUGUCUCCGCCAUGGAUGAACUCCACUGUGACAUAGACCCUCUGGACAAUUCCAUGAAUAUCUUGGGGCUAGGAGAGACAAUCUUUCCAGCUCCAGCAGCAUCCACUGCCCCUUCAAGUAGUGCCUAUGCAACUCUCGCACCUACAGACAGACCUCCAAGCCGGAGCAUGGAUUUUGAGGAUAUCACUUCAAUGGACACAAGGUCUUUUUCUUCAGACUACACCCACCUCCCAGAGUGCCCAAACCCCUGGGAUGUGGACCCACCCUUGUAUCACACAAUAGAGCGAUCAAAAAGUAGCCGCUACCUGGCUACCACCCCUUUUCUUCUUGAGGAGGCCCCGAUUGUGAAAUCCCAUAGCUUUAUGUUCUCAUCUCCUCGGAGCUACUAUACCAACUUUGGGGUUCCCGUCAAAACAGCAGAAUACACAAGCAUUACAGACUGCAUAGACACCAGGUGUGUGAAUGCUCCUCAGGCAAUAGCUGACAGGGUGAUCUUCCCUGGAGGCCUUGGAGACAAAGUGGAAGACUUGGCCAGCAGCCAUCCAGAGAGAGAAGCAGAACUGAGUCAUCCCAGCUCUGACAAUGAAGAAAAUGAAGCCAAAGACCGGAAGACACUAGCAUUACCCACCCAAGAGGGCAGUAACUCAGACAGAACCCUGUCCAACAACAUAGCCCUCCCGAAAAUCGAGAGAGCCAACAGCUACUCUGCGGAAGAGCCCAGCACACUCUACCCACACACCAGGAAAAGUUUCUCCAUCAGUGAUAAACUCGACAGACAACGCAACACAACCAGUAACACAGCCAGCCUCCGGCACCCCUUCCAGAGGAGUAAGUCCUCCAGGCCAGAAAGUAGAGGGGACAGCCUGUCCAUGAGGAGACUGUCUAGAACUGCUGCUUUCCACAGCUUUGAAAGCAAGCACAGUUAA